This is a messenger RNA of Syngnathus typhle (broad-nosed pipefish), 1592 nucleotides long. Its product is annotated as apolipoprotein A-IV-like. Gene Ontology annotation, cellular component: extracellular region; blood microparticle; chylomicron. Gene Ontology annotation, molecular function: cholesterol binding; phospholipid binding; phosphatidylcholine-sterol O-acyltransferase activator activity. The transcript has 4 exons. Gene Ontology annotation, biological process: cholesterol homeostasis; high-density lipoprotein particle assembly; positive regulation of lipid biosynthetic process. The coding region runs from base 696 to 1439 and encodes 247 amino acids. The record is from RefSeq and is a predicted model, not a curated record. NCBI's taxonomy places the organism in Eukaryota, Metazoa, Chordata, Actinopteri, Syngnathiformes, Syngnathidae.
UUUCGAUUCUUCAUUUUUAUGCCGUUUUUUCCUUUCGGUCUUGCGCGAAUGUGCUUGCGCUAUUCUAUGUGCGCGAUGUUAUCCAUUCACCGUUUGCCUCCCGGACCCGGAUGUUGUUUUAGCGAUCAGCGAACGUCGUGGUCGAUGUUCGAUUUUUUUUCCUGUGGGCGCGCGCCCCUACUGGAAAAAUCCCUGGCUACGCCUCUGUUGGAAAAUAUUAUCGCUUGGAGGCAAAGGCCCCUCAAUUGCCCUCUGCCUCUUGUCAACCAUUACGAUUACUUGUGUCCAACUUCUUCAACGCCUGUUCGUUUUUUUUCACUUUCACUUUCACACAAAUCAAACUCACACAGGGUUAGUAAAAUUUCAGCCCAUAAUAUGACGUCUGUAUAGGUAAAAUGUAUGGUUGUGCACUUUAAUCAAUGAAAUAUGAGCUUAUUGAAUUUCUCGCUAACAGAGACUCUGGAACUUGUUUUCCACAGUGGUGUGAACGUGAAAGACUUAAGUCCUCCUUUAUAGUUGUGUUUGGCGUGGCAUCUUUAGCCCGCCUCAGCCAAGUCCUGUGACCCAUUUGUGACAACAUGGCAGGAACUCCUGGACUUUGCCUCCUCGACAACAACUGUCAGACUUCUUCAGUAUAAAUAGGCAAUGCAAGCGGACACGAUCCACAAAGAGACGCACACACGACAGCAGCAGUCAUGAGGGUCUUUGUUUUGCUCGCUUUGGCUCUGGUUUCUGGCUGCAAUGGCAACUUGUUCCACGCUGAUGCGCCCAAGCCUCCUAUGGAGGCUCUGACCGACGCAUUCUGGGACUACAUCGCCAAGGCCAGCAAGACAGCCGACCACACCCUGGAGAUGGUGAUGACGUCGGAGUUUGGAGCUGAAGUCAACGCUCAGCUAGCCGAGACCGCUGACAUGGCCAGCAAGUACGCCAGCGCCCUUAAGGAGAAGCUCCCCCUGGCCGCUCAGGGCCUGGUGGCCAAGAUCGGCCACGAGGCAGACGUCUUGAAAAAGGUGCUGAGCCAGGACCUGGGCUCAGUCACCAAGAAGGUUGAGCUGUACUCAAAUGCCGUGAAGGCGCAGAUUCAGGAGAGGCUGGAUCAGCUGAGGCAGGAGCUGACAGCUUACGCCGACAACGUGGAUUCGGACCUCCUCAAGUGGCGCAGCGAGGAGCUGAUGGCCGGCCUGAUGAGCAGCAUUACCGACGCGGAGCGCAACCUCCAGCCCUUCACACAGGAACUGAUGAAUCAGGUUGACGCACACCUGGUGGCCUUCCAGCACAAGAUUAGCCCCAUGGCUGACAGGUUGCAGACAGAGCUUUACCACGGAAGCAGACAGGUGCAACGUGUGGUGGCCCCCUAUGCCGAAGACCUGAAGGAGAAACUGGACCAUUUCGCGAUAGAUCUCCAGGAACACCUCAAGGCCUUGGUUACCAGCAACUAAGUCCAACCCGGGAUUCGCUUUGAAAUGUCAUCCCAAUUGCACUCUCACUGAAAUCUAAUUUCUAUAUAUCCCUGAACUCAAUUUCUGGACAAUUAUUUAUUUUUUUGAACUUGCUGUGUGAUUAUUUUUUUAAGCAAAAUAAAUACAAUUCUC